This is a messenger RNA of Symbiodinium pilosum, 1365 nucleotides long. The record is from the annotation of a GenBank genome assembly. NCBI's taxonomy places the organism in Eukaryota, Dinophyceae, Suessiales, Symbiodiniaceae.
AUGGCCGAGGAAGCGGCGUCAAAGGCUGCCGUAAGCCUCGCUGGUCCCCGGGAGAACGUCUAUUUGCUGACGUACUCCUUCAAUCAGGACUUCUCCUGCUUUGUUUGCGGCACCACAGCUGGAUUCCGGGUCUUUGCCCUCGAAGACAAUGCAAAGUCAUCCACAAUCUCUGAGAAGCUCAGACGUGAGCACUCGCCUGGAUUCACACAUAGCUCCGUGAUGCUGAUCUCCAUGCUCUUUAAGAGUGCCAUCUUUGCGAUGGUCAAUCAGACCCUGGAGCCACAGGGCGAGCCAGCGCCGGGCUGCAUGAACAAGGUUCAGGUUUGGGAUGAGCGCAAGCAGAAGGUCAUAGCAGAGCUCAGGUGCAGGAAUGAGGUGAAGGGAGUCUGCCUUCACAAAGAUGUCAUAGUCAUGGUCUGUGAGUAUGUAAUCUACGUCUACACUUCAGGGGAGCACUUGAAAGUCAUCCUUCACCUGGACACUGGCUCCAACAAGCUGGGGCUUUGUGUUGUGGCCGUUGACAGCAAUCCCUGGCUUCUCUGCUGCCCCGCCCAGAACAAGGGAGCUGUGCGGAUCCAGGCAGGCCAGGAUGCUGGGGCGACCCACGUCUUCCAGGCUCAUCAAUCAGGGUUGGCAGCAUUGGCCUUGAAUUCGUCGGGCUCACUGCUGGCCACGGCUUCAGAGUCGGGCACAGUUGCAAAGGUCUUCCGCACGUCAGAUGGCCAGGCACUUUACAGGUUACGAAGAAGCACUCGUUCCGCCGUGAUUUCAAGUCUUGCCUUCCGGUCAGACGACAACUUUCUCGCUAUGGCGUCGUCCUCUGCAACUGUGCAUAUCUUCAAGCUGGACAGCUCUACGGCAGAGGUCGACACCGACAAGGCAGACAAGGACAAGGAGAACUCUUCUCCGGCAUUUGGCCCCCAAGAUCCACCGCGGUCAAGUCUGUCAGGGACCCUCUCGGCGUUGCACACUUUGCAGUCCAAAGCCACAGAGGCCGUGCGCAGCCUGACGCCAUAUCUGGCUGAUCUCCGGAGCUUUGGGCAGUUCCGCUUGCCUGACAUGGACGGUGGCCAGCCUGCUGUUGACACUCGCAGCAAGCAGUCAAAGAUUACGGGCCCCAUCCUGGCUUUCCACAAGACAGAGCCGCGGCUGUACGUUCUGCACUUCAACGGCUUCCUUUACGAGUGCAGCUUCCAGCCGGACUACGACCUGAGUCGGGGAGCGCAGGAAUGCGGUUUUGUGGCAGCGACAACCUGGUUUGCCACACGUCCAGAUUUCAAGGUCUCCGCGCCCAUCACCGAAUUAAAAACAGAGCCAGGAGGGGAGAACGAAGGUGAUGAGGCUGAGGAAUGGCAACUUCUGUAG